AUGAACUGGGAUCUCAAACCAGACAAUAUUCUACUGGACCAUGAGGGUCAUAUAAAAAUAGCAGAUUUUGGCAUGGCCAAGCAGAACAUUUUUGGCAGUAGAACCAUCACUGGCCAGGCUGGAACACUCGACUACAUGGCUCCGGAGAUCUUCUCAAACAAGGGUUACAAUGCGGCGGUGGACUGGUGGGCAUGUGGAGUCAUCAUCUGUGAAAUGGCCACCGGAGAGAUCCCAUUCCCAGAUGACAGCGAUGAUGAGGACUUCAGUGACGAACCCAACAUCCCUUCCUGGCUGAGUAAGGAUCUCAAAGAUCUGCUGCGAAAGCUACUGGAGAGGAAUCCUGACCGGCGCCUUGGUGUGUAUGGCAACAUCAGACAGCACCCAUUCUUUUCAGCCAUUGACUGGGAGGAGCUGGAAUGGCCGCCAGUACCACCGCCUUUCGACCUUGAAACAUCAUCAAGGGAGCAGAUGAAGCCAUACGAAGGAAAGGCUCUAUCGUUCCUGGAGUCCCAGAAGAACAACAACGCAUCAGGGGACACAAUGAACAUUCCAGGCCUUUCCUUCAUAGAUUCUACUUGGCAGGAUUAAGUUUCUAAGGCUCAGCCAUGGAAUUCCAUCAGCAUGAAAUUUGAAACAUCAGUAACCAUCAUCCAUGGACUUUGGAACAAGAUCAUCUCCACCUGCUGCAUUGAGACACCAUCAUACUCUGCAAUGCCUGGUCGUACCAUCUGAUCCAGUGCCACCUGGGAAACACCUUCUAGACCUCACCCAGUAACACCGGGAAGAGGUAAGUAUAUUUAUAUUUAUUUAGAGCGAAUGGUGCGUGAUUGUGUGAGAGAAUGUGAGAUAUGAAAGGCUAAGGAUGUAACAGGACAGGUAGAGAUGGCU
Molecule: messenger RNA, 888 nt
Organism: Xenopus laevis (African clawed frog)
Lineage: Eukaryota; Metazoa; Chordata; Amphibia; Anura; Pipidae
Product: protein kinase C delta type-like
Exons: 5
Coding region: 1-588 (195 amino acids)
Source: RefSeq, a predicted model, not a curated record